Exophiala spinifera is the source of this 429-nucleotide messenger RNA. RefSeq lists its product as uncharacterized. Bases 1 to 429 code for a protein of 142 amino acids. Lineage: Eukaryota; Fungi; Ascomycota; Eurotiomycetes; Chaetothyriales; Herpotrichiellaceae. The record is from RefSeq and is a predicted model, not a curated record. The transcript has a single exon.
AUGGCGCCACCGGCGACAAAAUGCACAAGCGUUGCUUCUGAAGCGACAAUGCACAACUACGGCGACAGCUGGUUCGAGAACCUCAACAAGUUGGCUGCCGAAUACAUUGAACGCAGAGAGUCUCGACAGGAAAAGAAGCCAGCACAAAGUACAACGCAGAUGCAUUCCUAUGGCGAUUCCUGGUUCGAGAAUCUGAAUUCUCAACGAGAAGAACUUGAACGCCGGAAAUCGCACGACUCGUCUAUUUGUUCUUCUCCGUCUUCGUCGUCUUCUUCUUCGCCACAACCACUACAACAACAGCAACAGCAACAGCAACAAGUGCGGCCUGAAAUGCACAACUACGGAAGCAGCUGGUUCGACAAGUUCGAACCAAUGUGGGAGGACUGGCAGCACUUGAGGAAGGGUGAGUCUGAGCCUGCCCGAGCUUAG